AACUGUCUCUCGAACCUCCCAAUAAAUACAAAAACACCACCAGACUUCUCAUAUUAAGCAAACGCAUCGGCUUCCUCUUCUCCUCUUGGUAUCAAAAUUAGGGCAUUGCUCUUUGUUUUGCAGCCUAGGGUUUCGAGAAGACCUGCACAGCCAGAUCGAUUACGAUUUUACAAAUCUUACAUAGCUAUUUUUUAAUCUAGGAUUAGUAGGAAUUUUAUAUCGGUAAAUUGAAGCGGGAAGGGUUUUUGAGAUAUGAGAAUGAAUAUGAAGCGGUCGAGGAUUUCAAACUCAGUUUCUUGGGCUUCCGGAGCCAAUCUUUGUCAGGUGAAGCUGUUCUCUUCUGAGGAUUGUCCUGUUAAAGUUGGCCUGAAAUGUCAAGAUCAUCUUCAAGCAAAGGCAUCAAGUAUGUUGAAUUCAAUUCCUGCGGAAAAUGAUUUCCCCCCUGGAUUUGAAGGCAGUUUUUCUGUGGGCCAGUCAAAAGUGGAACUUCCCCACAUCCCGAGUAUUCAAUGGAAACGUCCUUCCAAGUUUGUCAUAAGUCCCACCUGGGAAGUAGCAGCUGGCGAGGAAAGUGAGGAUGCCAAGGCUCAAAAAUCAAGAGAGAUGAGAGUGCUUGAAGCAGUUUAUCCUCGUUUUUCUGCAAUUCCUCCUAACCCCUCGGUUUCUUUGGAUGUAGAGGGCGAGCAUUAUGAUGAUAGCCUCACUCCUUUUGUUCCCGAUACUCCAAUUGAAGAAGAGUCCCCAGAUUUACUUGAUCUGGAAACUCCAGUGAAUACCAAUGUAGGUUGUCAACCACCAGUCUUGCACCACGGUCUGUCGGCAUCUGGGAAAUCAAAUGCUUCUAAAUGUAACUCUCCUGGUUUGCAGCAACUCGCCAGUGAUCAACCUGUACUAGGAAACUUAUUUGAUCUUAACGCGGACGUGACUGCUGCUGCUUCAGCUGCAUUGACUGCAAUCAUGAAAAGCACUGAGAAGGGAAGUCUGGUCGAUACUGGUUUGCUCAUUAAAAUUCUUAGUGACCCAAAAAUGAUCCAGAAAUUGAGUAAUGAAUCCGGACCACAGGCCAAUGCAGGACUUGCACCCAGGCCAAAGACAUUAGUUCCAUCAAUUCCCUCAUCUCAUCCAAAAUCUGAUAUGCAAGGGACUGCUGCAGGUGGAAACUACUGCCCUAUGCCAGGUACAGUGGGAACUGCUUUGAAUACAAUCCCUCUUCAGCCAAAUAAUGUUCAACUAUCCGGGUUGAAUCGACAAACACCACCGCCUCCUUUGCCCAGCUCCAAAUCCAACUCCUUUAUGUUGCCUAGCCUGCCAAAUCAAAACCAAGCACAACCCCCGCAACCCCCUUUAAGAGCAAUGACUCAACCGAACAGACCUCCAUUACCGCCAUUCUCUUCAAGUGCAAUGAAUGAUCCAAAUAGAGCUCCCUUACCACCAUUCCCAGCCAACGAAGCCGGACAUGUGAAGGAUGUGAACUACUUUAAGAACCUCAUUAUGCAACAUGGAGUUGAAAUCCAGGACCCAUUUAUUGCACAAAAUGGUAACAAUCAUAAUCACUUGACAGACUUGAAAAUGGUUCAAAACUUUAAACCAGGAGAAACGAAACCUUGCAAGAAUCGUAAACCUUGCUUGUACUUUAAAAGCUCUAGGGGAUGCCGUAAUGGAGUUAAUUGCACUUUCCAGCAUGAUAUGUCGUGCCAAUGGCCGACUGGCAGCAUCAUGGAGGCCCAUAGUACCAAGAGAAUGAAACUAACUGGGUUUAAUACUGGAAGGAUGUGAAUAAUGGAGCUAAAAUCCUGCAAAUUUGGCCUCUCUUUUCUUUUCAUUUUCUACACAAGUUUUGUGCACAGCUUGGGGUAAAUUUGAGACCUCGAGACAGGGUAGGUAGGUAGUUUUUCCAAUGACUCAGGCAAUUUUUUAAGACUAAUGAAAGUUAUUUUUUAA
Molecule: messenger RNA, 1941 nt
Organism: Prunus dulcis (almond)
Lineage: Eukaryota; Viridiplantae; Streptophyta; Magnoliopsida; Rosales; Rosaceae
Product: zinc finger CCCH domain-containing protein 6
Exons: 4
Coding region: 253-1776 (507 amino acids)
Molecular function (GO): metal ion binding
Source: RefSeq, a predicted model, not a curated record